AUGGGUAACGAGACCCUCCAAGAGUUCGCCGCUCUCGAUCUCGAUUAUUUGAUUAUAGGCGGAGGUACCGCAGGUCUAGCUGUUGCUGCACGACUCACCGAGCACCCUUGGUUCCAUGUGGGAGUCAUCGAAGCCGGCCCAUCGGUCUUAAACACAGGUGAUAACGGCGCGAUCAAUGUUCCUGGUCGGUAUGGCGAAACUAUCGGUUCGAAAUACGAUUGGAAAUUUAAAACUACCCCACAGCCAGGCCUGGGAGGAAGAUCACUGCCAUGGCCACGAGGUCGUAUAUUAGGCGGCACGAGUGCGCUCAAUCUUAUGGCUUGGAAUCGCGGUCAUCGCAAAGAUUAUGAUGCUUGGGCGGAACUGGGAAAUAAAGGGUGGGGAUGGGACGAUCUACUGCCCUUUUUCCGCCGCAGCGAGAGUUUCCACCCACCAAGUGCCGCUCAUCAAAAAUAUUAUCAUUCUUCCUAUGAUCCCGAGGUGAAUGGAACGAAGGGCCCUCUACAUACAAGCCAUGCCAAGCAGUAUGGCCCUACACACCAAUAUUGGCAUGAGACGUUGAAUAGCCUUGGUGUUCCAUCUACACGGGAUAGUCUGGCAGGUGAUAAUACAGGCGUCUGGAAUAUGGUCUGCACAAUUGAUCCAGAUAGUCAGGAACGCAGCUACUCUGCCUCUGCAUAUUACCAUCCCAUUGCGAAGCGCCCCAAUUUGCAUAUACUGACUGAAGCAACUGCCAUGGAAAUCCUCUUUAAUUUCGAAGAUGAUGAGUGGUACGCAACAGGGGCACGAGUACGCUGGAACGGACUGGAAGCAAACAUCAAAGCGUACGAAGAGGUAAUUGUCUGUGCCGGCAGCGUGCAAUCACCACAACUUCUGGAACUAUCCGGCAUUGGAAACCAGGACGUGUUGAAAGCUGCUGGAAUUGAGACAAAAUUCCACAAUCCCCACGUAGGAGAGAAUCUGCAGGAGCAUAUAAUGACUGCCACCAUCUUCGAAAUACCCUCCACGAUUCCCACACGUGAUGUCAUUCUCAAAGACCCAAUCCAACGCGAAGCUGCAGACCGCGCCUAUUACGCUUCCAAGGCCGGACCUUGGACUGUGAUGCCCUGUUCUGUGGCAUACUGUCCGCUUUCAAAGAUCCUAUCGCCGGAGGAAUGCGACGAACUACACACUCAAGCUAAGGAAGUCGCACAAAACACAGGACGUACACAUGACGCUCUUUUAGCCAGUCAAUUCGAGUCCGGUCAAGCGCGUGGUCAAGUUGAGUAUCUCUUCGAUUUGGGUAACUGGAGCCCAUAUUUUGUUUCUGAGCCAGGAAAGAAAUAUGCCACAAUGCUGCAAAUGCUACAGUACCCUUUCUCCCGUGGAUCUAUCCAUAUACCUCCUAUGAGCGAGACCAAUUAUGAAAAGGCCACGAUUGAUGAGAAGCCCGUGAUUGAUCCGCGAUACUUUCUAGGACCUGGCGAGAUUGACAAGAAGGUCAUGGCUAAAGCACUCAGGUGGGGAGAUCGAAUUUGUCAAACCGAGCCUUUGGCCAAACUCAUUCGCAGUCGAGUCUUUCCUCCUCCUACCAAUGGGACAAAGACCGAGGACGAAGUAUACGAUGAGUUUGUCUCAAAUUAUACCGUCACCGAUUGGCAUCCAGUUGGAACUUGCGCUAUGGGUGAAGCAGAUGGCAUCAAUGCUGGAGUUGUGAAUGAUAUGCUACAGGUGCAUGGAGUGCAUGCUCUGCGGGUUGUAGAUGCUAGCAUCAUGCCAUUGCAGGUUGGGGCACACAUCCAAGCCACUGUAUAUGCGAUUGCCGAAAAAGCGGCAGAUAUGAUCAUUGAUGACAAUUUUGCUCGAAAUGGGCCGCCAUGA
Penicillium crustosum is the source of this 1860-nucleotide messenger RNA. Its product is annotated as GMC family oxidoreductase. The record is from RefSeq and is a predicted model, not a curated record. Lineage: Eukaryota; Fungi; Ascomycota; Eurotiomycetes; Eurotiales; Aspergillaceae. The transcript is spliced from 4 exons. Gene Ontology annotation, molecular function: flavin adenine dinucleotide binding; oxidoreductase activity, acting on CH-OH group of donors. Bases 1 to 1860 code for a protein of 619 amino acids.